Molecule: messenger RNA, 219 nt
Organism: Strongylus vulgaris
Lineage: Eukaryota; Metazoa; Nematoda; Chromadorea; Rhabditida; Strongylidae
Source: the annotation of a GenBank genome assembly
AUGGUAACACGAGGAGAAACGACGAAAGGUUGCGCCAUUUCACCGGAAGCGAUGUCACCGCAUACGCUGCUGCUUUAUGGCAUCGACGACGACAAAAUGCUCAGCGCGACCGCUGCCGGCUGCCAUUUCGGAGCUCGGCAGGGGGCGCGUAGGGCAAAAAGUAAUCGGAUAAAACAAGUAAUUGGAGUGGCAGGCAUCGAAGCGCAGCACGCUAUGUGA